CGCAUCUCCAACCUCCCUCUUCCCCGAAACAACAAGACGGGAUGAGUGCCCUGACUCACCACCCCCGAAGACCCAGAUCGAGCUCGGUGGGAAAUGGAGCCCGAGGUCUCGGAGCCCCAGCAGUUCUGGAAUGAACUCCAAGAGAUUGUCUCCAAGUCUUGUGAAUCCGAGGAUUCGAUCGAUGAUGCGCUCAGAGCGUAUCUAAAAUUGACGACGCAGUACAAAGAUGACUUCCUCUCUACCGAAUAUGACAUCUCGCGCUGCUCGUACAAGCUCUUUGCAUCAACUAUCUUCGAGAGUCAUGCGGACUACGUCCGCCGACAGAUCAUCUACUGUCUAUUGCAGGAAGAUGAUCUGAAUACACUACACUUUAUCGCGUCGUUCCUACUCUUCGACGGUCGGCAGAAUGAAGCGGCUUUGCAGAUGAUGAAUGAGGAGGGUGUUUUUGCGCGCCUCCUUGAGCUGAUUCAGUCACUGCGCAGGGAUGAUACGGAUGACGGGGCGGGUCUCCACCGGUUGCUUAUGGAUUUGUUAUAUGAGAUGUCGCGAAUUCAGCGCAUCAAGAUUGAGGAUUUGGUUCUUGUGGAUGAUGAUUUCAUACGAUGUCUUUUCGACAUUAUUGAGGAUCUGUCCUACGACGUGACGGAUCCGUACCAUUAUCCCGUUAUUCGAGUGCUGCUGGUCCUCAACGAGCAGUUUAUGAUCUCGGCACACGAUCCUGUCGAUGAGCAGUCGUCUUCUAGUCAAUUGACCAACAAAGUCAUCAAGGUUCUCUCUGUCUAUGGAAGCUUGUACAAGACCUUUGGCGAGAACAUCAUUCUGCUUAUCAACCGCGAAGCCGAGACAUCUCUGCAGCUGCUGACCUUGAAGCUGCUUUAUCUGAUUUUCACAACUCCCAGCACCUAUGAAUAUUUCUUCACUAAUGACUUGCACGUCUUGGUGGAUAUCUUGAUUCGAAACCUCCUAGACUUACCCGAGGAGGCAUCCGCACUGCGACAUACUUAUCUUCGUGUCUUGUAUCCCCUGCUAGCACAUACCCAACUACGACUCCCACCACACUAUAAACGGCAUGAGCUGAGGAGAUUGCUUAGCAUACUCGGCCGAGGACAAGUCUCGUAUGGAAGCGAGACUGAACAGGAGAAGAUUCUCCACUUUGAAGAGGUUGAUGAGACCACACGGCGACUUGUAAGCAGGUGUGCAACGGUGGAUUGGCUGCGCAAUGUCGAGCAUCCCGAAACCACUACUCCGGUCCAGGAGACCCCUACGCAGAUCGUCACAGCUACGAUCGACACCGUCCUCGAUGACGGGUUACAGCAAGACUCGCCCGUUGAUAUGGACCCGAUUCAUGUCACGCGCACACUUUCCCAUACCAGCACGAACCCCGAUUCACCCGGCACGGCAUCGCCCACAAGAAUGGACUCUCUAGACUCGCGUGGCUCGUCCGAGGCACCCGAUUCUCGACGAAAACUCAGCACCAUUCACCGACUCGGCAUGCAGCUGGAGCCCGCAUCAGCAUCCGCACUCAGUGUACAAGCCGUCGCGGCGCAGCACGAGAAGCCGGGCGUCAUCACACCCAGCCGCAACGGUGGCCGCACCAUUGACCUCGCUGCGGAAGCUCCCACCAUCCGCCCUCCAAAGAUAAAGCCCGAGCCACCCAAAUCCCGACGGUGGCGAGGGCGUCGUCUCGCUGGUGAUGAAGAUGAUCAGCACUCCGCCGGCACGAGUAGUGAACGCAACACCAUCCCCGAAGGUGUCGAGGUCAGCCCGACAUCACCGCACCCGGCGCCCACCACGCUAACCCCGACAAAUCCUUCCGCUAUUGUUAAUGCUACUACGGCCGGCGCGUCCACAGACCGGCGUAACUCUGCAACCACCUCCCAUCUCGUACCGCCAAUUCCAGGGCACGCGCGACGCUCGGCUUCGAAUCCACCCCCAGCUCUCCCUCCACCCCGUCGCUCGACGGGAACAACUCCAUCGACGGGAACAACUCCAGCAACGGGAACAACUCCAGCAACGGGAACGACUCCAGCAACGGGGACAACUCCAACAACAGGAAACACUCCGUCAACAAGCCACCACCGGCCCGUACCAGUCUCGAUAGCAUCUAGCCCCAGUCCAGUUUCUGGGUCUAGUACCGGCAUCACCGUCAACAAGCACGGUCAGAAACCUGCACCCCCCAAAACACGCCGCUGGGGCCGCGGCAAGGCGCAGGCGCAUGCACACACAGACUCCGUCGAGAGUGGAGUCAGUACGGGGUCACAAGCGAAAGAGAGCGAUUCGGAGGCCGUGGCUUUGGCUGUGAGUAGCACCAUAGAUGUGCAGGCUGCCAACGAGGAUGGCGGAACAUUGUCUGAUCCGUUCUCGCCGACGAGUCCCACCAGCCCGACGUUACUUGUCUCAGCGCCGGAUGGAAAGGGCGCGGCGCAGCCGGUGAGUGUUGAAGAGGCAGUGCAGAAUGUUUCCUUGCAUUAAGUGUGAAAGGUAUCAGCUGGACGUGAGAAGGUGGGAUUGGAGGAAUGAAGAUAUGCAUACGUGAAUAUCCAUGUAUCUUGCAUUCAAUAUGACUUUAUUGGGUUACAGUAUUAUCACAGUACUAUGCGCAUGAAUCUGUGAGAAAGUAGAGGAUCGAUCACUCAGCAUUGGAGUAUCGAAGAUAUAUAAAUGAUAGUAUACAAGUAGCACGGGGUCCAUAGUCCAGUCUGACUCGAGUCCACUGCAGUACGCAAAGCGCGACUCGAGGCAGACAGGAAAUGUCUAACAGGCAUGCCCUGCACCAUACUCUCCCAAUCAACAAAAAGAUUAAAAAUACAAAACGCCCUCCAUCAAAGAGUCACGUCAACAAUACAGUACAACCCUCCAAGAAUCCAUCUCAAAUCUUCAACCCCCAACUCCUCCCAACCCCAACGGCCGUAUUUCCCCAAAACCCAACCCAAGAACUCACCCCCUCGACCUUCUCCCUCAACACCUCCUUAUCCGCAAACCUCCUCUCCACAAACGCCUCCGUCUCGACCAGAUCCGGACUCGGGUCACGCGUCAUAACGACCUCGGCACUGGCAUAGAUAGCUCCCAGCGCCAUACGGCGCGCAUACCAUGUUGCAUCGACGGCGGCGUCACCGGCCAAAGUGAGGAUAUCGUUCGACAGGGCGUGGAGCUCGAGGAGGGAGAGGGGGAUAUUUCCGAGCAGGGACAUUUGGGCGAGG
Penicillium brasilianum is the source of this 3200-nucleotide messenger RNA. The record is from the annotation of a GenBank genome assembly. Lineage: Eukaryota; Fungi; Ascomycota; Eurotiomycetes; Eurotiales; Aspergillaceae.